UCAAACAUGUUCCUAAUAUAUUGGUAAUGAAAUACUUUUUGAUUAUCAAAAUUUUCUAACCUAGGGGUAGGAUCCUUCCUUACCCCAGAACCUUUUUUCCCCUAGCUUGUAGCAAGAGAAUUUUUAUUUUCUCCAAAAUAAACAAAUUUUACUAUCUGAAUUUCCAUCUAAAUUCGACAAAAUAUUACAAAGGAUUUUCUGGAAAAUAAUCUCUUACAUUGUUCAUACCUAAAUCCCAUUCCUCCAUUUCGAAAUGUUUAAGGCAAUUGAUGUCUCCUGAUGAAAUAUAAUUCGUCAGUCGCUGAUUCCUAUCUUUGUUGAGAUUUUAUCAUUAACAAAGGGUGUUAUUCAAAGAAUGUAAGUUAUUUGACGUUCAGGAUCAAUUCUAUGUACUUAUUAAGAAUCUGAGAAAUGCCUCAUCGUGGGGCAAAAUCAUUUUCAUCACAACCAUCAAUUGCUCAAAAAUUAAAAGAUGAUCCUGUAGAUCCUAAAAAUGCUCAGGGUAGCGUUACGUGUGUUUAUCAGUCUCAUAUAGGGGGAUAUUGGCGUAACGUUUCAGUUAUAUGGAGAAAGAAUGUGAUGAAUCAUUGCCUUACCAUAUUGGUUGAUAGCGUAGAAAAUGACGAUCAUCGAACUUGCAAGAUUGAUCUAAAACCUUGGCAUUUUUGGGCCAAAAAAGGUUACAAAACGUUUGAGGUUGAUGGAAAUCAAUUGGAGGCUUAUUGGGAUUUAAGAUCAGCAAAAUUUUCUGGUAGUCCUGAACCAUUUAAAGAUUUUUACGUCGCGUUGGUUGCAGAGGAAGAAGUUGUUUUAUUGUUAGGUGAUUACAAGAAAAAGGCUUAUAAGAGAACAAAAUCAAGGCCAGCUCUUGUAGAUGCAUUGUUGUUUUACAAAAAGGAGCAUGUUUUUGGUAAGAAAAGUUUCUCAACAAGGGCGAAAUUCGAAAACAACAAAAAAGAAAGUGAUAUUGUUGUAGAAAGUUCAACUUCAGGGCCAAGAGAUCCUGAAAUGUGGAUAAGUAUAGAUGGGAUUAUUUUGAUUCACAUAAAGAAUUUGCAGUGGAAAUUCAGGGGAAAUCAGACGGUACUAGUGAACGAGCAGCACGUACAAGUAUUUUGGGAUGUGCAUUCUUGGUUGUUUUGUGAACCUGGUUCUAGUCAUGGGUUGUUCAUUUUCAAGCCAGGGGUGUCUGAAUUGGAAAGCGACAGAGAGGGAAGUAGUGUCGGAGGUGACAGUGAUUGCAGCGAUCAUACAAAGUAUUAUUCAACGUUGAGUCACUCAAAAGCCUCACCCUUUUGCCUUUUCUUGUGUGCGUGGAAGAUUGAGUAAUGAUGAGAGAGAGAAGGAGAACUCGCGUAGAUGGUAGUGAAGUUCUAAGCGGAGGCAUGAGCUGAGGCGGACCCAAAAUUAUGUUUACUUGAUGAGCUCAACCUUUAAGGUUCUCAGAAUUUAAAUUUGUUGUUGUUUUAGUGAAUUUCACAUGUAUAUUUAUGUAUUGUACCGAAAAAUGAUUAGUUUUGAUUGAACUCAUCAAAUCCAAGGUCUCCGUUCGCUUCUGGAGCUGAUGCUUGGCUAAAAAAGUACCCACACAAGUUUUAGCCUGAGCUUUUUUGUUCCGAAGUGAUUGCCCUCUGCAUCAAAGAAUUUAUUGUGGGGAUUGGUUUGAGCAACUUUAUGGUCUACUUUUUUCUUUAUAUUAUCCUCCCUCCAUGUCUAUGUGACUUUUGUAAGUUGUGAUCUGUAUGUUAUUCCAGUAUUAGAAAAUCAAAUGGUUGACAUUUUUUCUAAA
Capsicum annuum is the source of this 1789-nucleotide messenger RNA. RefSeq lists its product as uncharacterized. Bases 412 to 1329 code for a protein of 305 amino acids. The transcript has a single exon. NCBI's taxonomy places the organism in Eukaryota, Viridiplantae, Streptophyta, Magnoliopsida, Solanales, Solanaceae. The record is from RefSeq and is a predicted model, not a curated record.